Arthroderma uncinatum is the source of this 1164-nucleotide messenger RNA. RefSeq lists its product as uncharacterized. NCBI's taxonomy places the organism in Eukaryota, Fungi, Ascomycota, Eurotiomycetes, Onygenales, Arthrodermataceae. The coding region runs from base 1 to 1164 and encodes 387 amino acids. The record is from RefSeq and is a predicted model, not a curated record. The transcript has a single exon.
AUGUGUAACGCGUUCUUGAUACUGUUCAAAUGCGGGCACGUCGACUACGCCGAAGGUGUCCCGUGUCUCGACCCGAGCUGCGCAGCGCGUCAGAGCCAAUACUCGAGCCAACAGGUCUGUCGUUACUGCAUUAACGACGUGUCUUCAGAUUUUCUUUACGCGAACGUGGACCAUACCGCUGCCCUCCAAGAACUAUUGUUCGAGCAGAACUUUGACGUCGAAAUGAUUGACCCGGAAAUUUAUAGGGGGUUUGCAGGAGUCGACGAGCUGAGCGUCUCGUUCGACCAGCCGGAAGAUCGCUACUCGGGUCGUGAUUAUAACGACUACCAUGAAUUUCCAACAGAGCUGGAUAGCGGCAUCCAUGAACUGCAGAUGAUCGAGCCCCCGGCCCAGAAUUCUUACAUCUACCCAUCCCCAAUCACUUCGGUAUUCGAUUGGGAUCAGUUGAAAGAAGCCCACGAGCAUCCAGGCUACGAAGACUAUGUUCCCAGCCCGGACGAAGAAGAUAUUCGUGGCACUCCUAGAGACGUCACCACAACUUCCGCCUCGUCUAUUUACUCUAGAGAUAGCGACAUGCUCGGUGAUUACACCACGCCUUCCCCGCCAUGCACGCCACAUAGACGUAGAAUAUCCAUGUCUAGCCCCGGCACCUCUUGCAGCCCACCACUAGCUCCUAAGCGCUUCGAUCUGCGAGAACUCAGCCCUACACCCGGCACACGCGGUCACGAGUCGUUUUUGGACGCGGCAUCCGCGAUUUUGGAUCUUCCAUUAUCAUGGCGCGAGAAUGAGACCUUGCGAGAAUUCUUGGACGGAGGAGAAGCUGGAAUUGGCGCGGACGAGGACGACGACGAGGAUGAUGAUGGCGAAAGCGACAUUGACUAUACAACCCCCCAAUAUACGAAAAUGCGCCAGCCAGAUUUCUUACGCAGUGAUUAUGCCGACUUUCCGCCUCUUGAUGGUCUGGGAACGCGUUCUUUGGUGACAAUGUCGACUGGUGGCUAUACCAAACUUGGUGCCCCUGAGUCCUUAGCGGAGGGAUCUACGCCUGUCGAUACGGAGGAUGACGACGCCAGCAUGCCCAGAGCCAUUACCGGACCUUCUUCCGGCGUCAAUGUUGGACCCUUUGCUCUUGGCCCAUCGGAGGUCAUGUCAUCCGACGCCUAG